ACAUAGGUUUUUGGAAUAAGGCCAGGUUUCAGUGAUUUCGAUGUACCAGACAUUCCAGAUUCUUUUGUCGUACGUGRGUUGAGUUCCAGCUGUGUUUUGGUGGACAAGAAACAGCUCAAUGAUUCUGGAUUUGUGUACGUGCUUUCCAUAGCAUGAAGGCCAGUUUUGAACUUUUAGAAAUCAUGUGAUCGACCCCGUGAUGACCUUCAGCAUUUGCAAAAUAGUUACACUGUGAGAUUCUGGAUGAGAUUCUGGACUAUGGAUCUAAACUAUUAUUCCAUUGUGGCCACUGCAAUUACGAUUGCGUUGUGUUUCAAGAUAAUAUCCGCCAAAAACGACGUUCAACUAGCUAGUGAUAGUCCUACAACAAUUGGUGGGACAACAACUCUAAUUGCCAAAGUUGUGAAUUGUUAUGGACCUCUAGAAGGACAAACUUUUCGAUAUACUUUACAAUAUUUUACGAAAAAAGUCGCUGUAGUUAAAAGCAGUAGUUACAACUUUUCAAUAUCUGACUGGAAAUCUAUUGGGAAACACAAAGUUGAACUAUUAGUUGAGAAGAUUACAAAAGCCAAAUACAAGAAUUGUGGAAGUGACACUAUUGACGUUAUCAUAACAGAUACAAUAACAGCUUCCAUCAAAACUUCCCCAAGUGGAGAAUAUGAUAAGUUCUACAUUGGUCCUGUCUUUCUCUCUGUCAAUAUUCAUGACCCCAGCCAUAUGUUUAGAAAACCUAAUUAUUACUGGGACUUUGGUGACGGAAUAUAUAUUAACAACACACAGUUAGGAGAGUUAUCACAUAACUUCACACAKAUUAAGACUUGUUAUGUCAAAGUGGUCAUAUUUGCCAUGGCAAACGGAAAGAUGUACAAUGGAACUGCAAGCAAGGAAAUGAAAUUUGAAGGUGAUUUCAAGGCACAUGUAAUUGUCAUUGACUCCAAAAAUAGUUCUUCACUGAGAUUGCCAUCUAGUGACCAUAAAUUGUCAUAUGUGAGUCUUGGACACCAAGUACUUCUGGUCAUUAAAUACAAUAAUCCCUAUUCUAUCGUGCAGAAGUGCUAUGCUCAGUGGUCUAUAGGUGGUUCUGGUAAUACAUGUAGCUUCAAACAUACAUUUCUUACUAAAGGGAAAACAAAUAUCUAUGUUACUCCAACACUGGAAACAAAACAGAGAAAUAUAAGCAUUGAUCCCUUUCAAAAGCAGCUUAUUAUAGAAGAGCCAAUAUCUGGUUUGACACUUGAGCACAAUAACUACACGUUGCUGACCAAGUAUCUAGAAGCAAACGUAUCUUGUGAAGGAGCACCUCCAUUCAAGAUGUGUUGGAAAUUAUCCAUGUAUUCAAGCUCUGGUCAUCCUUUAAUUGAGAACUGUACUGGGUUGUCUGAGAAUUGUAGAUUCUAUAUCAAUCGUACUUUCAUCCACURCAAAGGCAAAUUUCAACUAGAUAUUACUGUGAUAAAUAGAGUGGGAUCUGAUCAUUUAGUGAAGUAUUUUUUUAUUCCAGAACCAGCUCCUCCACAUCAUCAUAGUAAAGAGAAAGAAGCCAUCAGUGCAGUUGUGCCCAUAGUAAUAUGCAUCAUUGUCGCUAUCAUCUUAAUAUAUGUUAUACGAAAAGUGUACAAGAUCAGGCAUCGGUCGGUACUAGAAACAGCAAACUUUGAUUUCCGUGAYGAGGACUGUCAGAGUGUGGAYUCGCUUAACUURGGMAAGAAAUGGUGUCCGUCAUUUAGAUUCUGGAAAAAGAACAAGGAAUACUUUCCUCURUUGGAAAACUGGGACAAACGACAUUCUUCAUCAUCACUUUAUUCAGACAUAUUGUAAUGUUAUUUUGCAUGUAAAUAUCAUAUCCCAAAUGAUUAAUUUAUAAUUUAAAAAAAAAAACAACUUUAACUGACAAAGAAAAUGCAUAAAUUUUCUGGAAAUUUAUCAUAUUGUAAAAUAAUUGUUUUAUUGACAUUAGUCAACUUUUAAGCUAGUGUCUGUAGGGUAGACACUCUGCUAAGGAUAAAAAACUUUAAGUUGGUUAUAAAUACAAAUAAUUCACUCAGAAGCCUCCUUUUUGUGGCACACUAAAGAAUAUCGAUGAUAAUCUCCAAGAGAAGCUUCUUUGUUGUCUAUAUUUUACAGAACAGUACAGUUAUUGUUUUACUUUUCCAGACUAAUCUAUUCCAUAAAUUGUAAGAAGUGAUGGAAGGAUGCCAAAUGAUUUUAUUYAGACUGAGAUUAGUGUAGAAAUUGGAAUUACUGAUAUUUUGUAUGUAUUAAUUAAUUCUUCAAGUGAAUAAAAUAAUGACACUGAGUCAUA
This is a messenger RNA of Exaiptasia diaphana, 2302 nucleotides long. RefSeq lists its product as uncharacterized. The coding region runs from base 244 to 1818 and encodes 524 amino acids. Lineage: Eukaryota; Metazoa; Cnidaria; Anthozoa; Actiniaria; Aiptasiidae. The record is from RefSeq and is a predicted model, not a curated record. The transcript is spliced from 6 exons.